UCGCAAGCGGUCAUGGGUGUGGGAUACUCGACCAAAGCGCCGUCUGCGGCGGAGCUGAGCCACCUGACGGCCAACUCUGAGAUUGGACGGGAUGAGCUGUCUGCCAUGGUUGCGGCGCUGCAAAAAAUCGAAUCGGGCCGUCUGUCCGAGUCAAAGUGGAUGGAGGUGGCUGAACAGGUGGGCUUUGGCACCACCCGCCAGUUCCGCCGCGACUUCUUCAAGCUGUUUGCCGACUCUGGCAAGAUGUUUGUGAAGGAGUUUGCUGUCUUCUGUGUCCUUUUGCACACCACCUCGGCCAAGACCAUGGUCUCUGCUCUUGCAGGCUUGUUUGAUCCGGCGGGUCUGGAUGAGCGCGAGGUCAAGACCUUGUUUGUCAUGAUCGCCAUGUCGGUCAAGCGAUGCAACUUUGUCCUGCCUGGCCUGGUGCCCGAGUUUGACACCACCAUUCCAGCCUUUCUUCUGCCGUCGUCCGAGAAGCGCCCGCUGCACAAGGUCGCUGCCCAGCUGUUUGCCGAGGUCGAUGUCAACAACGACGGCAUCAUCUCGCAGGAGGAGCUGAAGAAGUUCCUCAAGUCGUCCAAGGUCAAGGAGGUUGCCGACUACUUUAAGGUGGUGGCCUCGGCGCUGCCCAAGUCGCGUCCGGCCGGCACCGUUGACGCCACCCUUAUUGGCGGCGGCGCGAUGGCGACGACGUCCAAGCGCCGCAAGAAGACGAAGAAGAAGACAAGCAGCAAGAAGAGGCGCCGCAAGUCGACAACCGGCGCCUCAUCGACCAAGAAGCGGCGGAAGAAGAAGCGGCGGGUAUCGGCCGACGGCGGGGGUACGACGACGACGACGACGACGACAAGCAAGAAGAAGCGGCGGAGAAAGUCAACCGGCGGAAGCACCAAGAAGCGCCGCAAGAAGAAGCGGACAACGAGUACCUCGACCAAGACUGUGGCGUCGGCCGACGGGACGCGGACCAAGAAACGCCGCAAGAAGAGCACCAAGAAGAAGCGGGUCAAGAAGCAGGUCGCCGACGACGGGACUGCGACGACCACGGCGACGGUUGUCAAGACCGACGCCGCCGCAAGCGUCAAGAGCUCCAAGGGCUCCAAGGGCUCCAAGUCCAAACGCCACAAGCACCGCAAGCGGGUCGUGACGACGGUCAUUGAGAAGCCAAUGUCCGACGAGGCCGACGGUGCUGCGGCCUCGGGUUCGGACUCGGGCUCAGGCGAGUCGGAAUCGAGCUCCAGCUCCAGCUCCAGCUCCAGCUCCAGCUCCAGCUCCAGCUCCAGCUCCAGCGCGAGUGCAGGCAAGGCUAGCGGCAAGGGCAAGGGCAAGGGCAAGGGCAAGCGGCCAGAGCGCGACGCCAAGGGCCGGCCGAUCGCGUAUGUGCGCGACCACUCGCAUCCGUCCAACUCGGCGUACACGUACACGUACACAAUGCCCUCGGAUGAGCCGGAGCGCCAGCAGAGCAAGACGAAGAAGAGCGGAAGCAAGAAGAGCAAGAAGAGCAAGAAGAGCAAGGGCAAGGGCAAGGCUGCGCCGCGGCCCAAGUACCGGCGGCGCAAGAAGCUUGCGGAGCGUGGUUCGGGCUCGUUCUCGUCGGACGUGGCUGCCGAGGUCUCGGGCUCCGACCUCAUCAUUCGCAUCAACCGGCGGUCGUUGGAGCGGCCCGGACACCGCGGCUCGCUGCGGUCGACAGGCGGUGCGGCGCGGGUCAUGGUUGUCGACGCCGGCGCGUCACUGCGGGCCUCGCACCGCUCGCUCGGGCGCUCGCACCUCCGUACCCGCUCGCUCUCGCGCUCACGCUCGCGCAAGCCGCUUGUGCUCGUCGCCUCGGACUCGGGCUCGGAUCUGGCGUACCUCUCGGCUGGCUCGGACUCGCCCAUCAUCAUCCGCAAGUCAAAGCACCGCCACAAGCACCGCCACAAGCACAAGGGUAAGGGCAAGAAGAAGAGCAAGCACAAGCACAAGCACAAGUCCAAGCACAAGUCCAAGCACAAGUCCAAGCACAAGUCCAAGCACAAGUCCAAGUCCAAGGCCAAGUCCAAGGCCGGCUCUGACUCGAACGAUGACGCUGGCCCUAGCAGUGACAACAGCAACGGCUCGGCCGCUUUGGAUGCUGCGGCGUCUGAUGGCAAGGCCAAGGCCAAGGGCAAGUCCAAGAAGGCCAAGGCCAAGGGCAAGUCCAAGAAGGCCAAGGCCAAGGGCAAGUCCAAGAAGGCCAAGUCGAGCAAGAAGGCGUCCAAGUCCAAGUCGAGCAAGAAGGCGUCCAAGGGCAAGGGCAAGUCAAGCAAGAAGGCGUCCAAGUCCAAGGUUAGCGCCGAGUCCAGCGCUAGCACCAGUGCAUAA
This is a messenger RNA of Thecamonas trahens ATCC 50062, 2337 nucleotides long. RefSeq lists its product as uncharacterized. The coding region runs from base 13 to 2337 and encodes 774 amino acids. Gene Ontology annotation, molecular function: calcium ion binding. NCBI's taxonomy places the organism in Eukaryota, Apusomonadida, Apusomonadidae. The transcript has 2 exons. The record is from RefSeq and is a predicted model, not a curated record.